CACGUCCCUGAAACCCGGAAUCUUUUUGCAGUAGUCUCUUCGUUUGUCGGUCAGCUAGCGCUGAUCUUUACUCGUGUUCUUCGGGGCCCCAAUGUCGCAAAUCCGCUUUUCUGCUGCCUCUCUCUUCAUGGUAUUUUCGGGAUCGCCAUGGAAAGGGACUAUGGAUAUUACAUCCAUCUUCUCGACGAUUCGGCGUGGCAUUUGCGAGUGUAACAUACAUCUACAUAAACCGGCAUAUGGUCUAGCAGCAUCUUAGGUCAUCUCUCCACACACUACCUUCUCAGCGCUUUGCUGGACUUUUGUAUCGAACCAUGGAUCAGGGAGAGAAGCAUGCAACACCAGAGUCGCAACAAGGACUCUCUUCUAAGCCGCUCAACGUGCCUGGCUUGAAAUCAAAUGUGUCCUCACCAUCCCAUCAGGAGUGGUCCAAGAGACUGUUCUCGUCCUCGGGCUCUACGGGAAGGCUGUUAGCGAGCCAACGUCGAACUUCUCAUGCUUGUGAGAGAUGCCGCCUGAUGCGCACAAGAUGCUCCGGCGAACCACCUUGCACGAAAUGCACAAAAGAUGGUGCGACGUGCGCGUUUCGCGAUCGUAAGAGGGAGCGAAACAAGAAAGACCUCAGCGAAAGCAAGGAGCGCAUUCACGAAUUAGAAAAGAAAAAUGCUGCCCUUCGGCGAGUCUUAGACAACGCUGUGGGCACUUUACCUCAGAGUCCACAAUCGCGUGGGGGCCUGGAUGGUACUAUGUCACAGAGCAACUCGCCGAGAGCUUCGACUUCAGCAACUUCCUCCAGUCACUCGAAAGAUCAGCAAUCACUCAUUCGACGGAUCAAACAAGUGCACGGCGGUGAACGACAUAGUGACAAUACUGUUGGCUCACCAGGCCAUCAGGAUGUGCUGGUACACAGUGUUGAUUAUGGGCAGGGCGAGGGAGCGGCAGGGCUCGUGGGAAAGAGAUCAGAGAUCUCCUGGAUCACUCGGGCUACAAAGUACUUGCGCACCCCUGCAGACGCGCAGUUUGACUGGCACAAUGAACCAGAAUGGCUUUCUAACGAGAAGUACUCCUACUUCAUGGACGACGAAGACGUCCUCAGUAUCGAUGAAGACUAUGUCGAUGCAUUUCAAUUACCGGACAACAUGGCUAUGACCGUCUUAUCGGAGGCCUUCUUUCACGCCUGUCAGGGUAUCUUCAAUUUUGUCGCCAGGGACCAGUUUCUUGACAAAGUCGCGCUAGCCAUGAAGAGACCAAAUCGCCUGUGCUGGGAAGACCGCAGGUGGUUGGCUUUAGCAAAUCUCAUUUGGGCCAUCGCCUCCAAGUGGUUACACAUGGCGAAACUCGCCGAUGACGACGUGAACAUAGAAUCACACCUAGUGUUCUAUUCACGAGCACGAAGCUUGGGACUCGACCAUAGAUUGCAGCAGGACCAUCCGGAUGCGCGUGGUGUCCAAGCUCUAGGAUUGCUUUCUCUCUAUCUAAUGAUCAACGGUUCAAUAAGCAGAGCAUGGUUAGUCGUAGGAAUAGCUAUUCGCCAUGCAAGCAGCUUAGGAUUGCACCUCAAAAACAUGGAUGCAGCACUGUCUCGUGUGGACGUGGAAGAACGGGCUCAUACGUGGCACUCAAUCUACAGUCUUGAAGUGGUUCUAUCGGAAAUUCUCGGACGACCGACGUCUACCUCUGUGGCAGACACGACCGUUCCAAUGGAGCCUUCCGAAGAUACAACACACUAUCAAUCUGCCAGCAAUGAAGGGAGCACUGAAACAAAGGCUAUAUGGGAAGCAUUUCUUCGACGCAACAGGGACGUCAAUCAUAGGGGGAACUCCUUGUCUAUUGACAAUGUUAUACCUACGAUGCAUCAUUUCUAUCACAAUCGUCUUUGCACGAUAAGCCACCGUAUCGAGCGGAGUUUCUACGCACCACAGAUGAAUACUUCAUGGCUGAGUGUCCAGGAGGGCCUGAAUGACCAUCAGGCGCAGCUGUGGGAGUGGGAAAAGAGUCUCCCAGAGGAAUUGAAUUUCUGGAGUGAUGUGGCAGUCGACAGCAAUCCGCGAGCGAAGAUCACACUGGCUCUGUACCACAAAAGUCUCGAAAUGAUGUUGCACAGGACGUGUCUCUGCAAAAUCAGCAUCCCUGACGAGUCUGCCGUGUCCCAGCAAUUCAACAUCAACAGCGGACAGGCAUGUAUCCAGGCUGCAAUGACCUUGGUGGACGUCCUACCAGAAGGGCCUAUUAUGCAUGAAGCAGUCCAGCUCCUUCCUUGGUGGAAUCUGUUACAUUAUCUCUGCCAAGCUAUGGCAGUCUUCGUGUUGGAGCUCUGUCUGGAUGCGAUACAUCUUGACGGGUGUCCCGAUACCCUGGAAGCUCGCAUACUAAAAGCAAUGGCGUAUCUUCAAUGCCUCGCCACAGAGUCGAAAUCGAGCUACAAAGCCUGGAGGAUAUUUCGACGGCUGCUGUCCUACGCGAACGGGAGGGUACCCAAGCUGAAUAUCGCAGAUGUUCCCAUGGAAAUGAGGCCACCCAAAAGCUGGACAGACGGCAACGAGGUGCAGCUUCUGGAGGACCUUUCGUGAUGCGAUGUCAUGGACUGGUUAUGGCGUCCUCGAAGGCCGUGUAAAUUGGGACCUAUCAGCCCUCCAGAAGAGUGAUCAAGCCCAAACGAUGCGUAGAUAGGUGUAACCUUCCCUUCGGACGGGAAGUAAGCUACCAUUUCACUACUUUAUACUAGGACGGUAUGAUCCGCUGCAGCAUUAGGUCCGGUGGAGCACGAUAAGUCUGAGGCGCCUGGCAAACGAAUGCGACUC
Exophiala viscosa is the source of this 2798-nucleotide messenger RNA. RefSeq lists its product as uncharacterized. Lineage: Eukaryota; Fungi; Ascomycota; Eurotiomycetes; Chaetothyriales; Herpotrichiellaceae. The transcript has 4 exons. The coding region runs from base 312 to 2567 and encodes 751 amino acids. Gene Ontology annotation, biological process: DNA-templated transcription; regulation of DNA-templated transcription. Gene Ontology annotation, molecular function: zinc ion binding; DNA binding; DNA-binding transcription factor activity, RNA polymerase II-specific. The record is from RefSeq and is a predicted model, not a curated record.